AUGUACAAGACUUUAACAUCCGUUGUGAGCGCCAAGAUAAGUCAGCACAUUGCUGAUAACAGUGUGACGUCUGGAGCUCAAAACGGUUGUAAGGUCGUAGUAAGGAGCUCCUCCUCAUCGACGCGGCCGCUGGCCAACUUGUCAAACGCAACCGUCGGAAUUUUCUGCUUUCCGGAAAAUCCCGCUGUCUGGAUAGACUACAGGAAAGCGUUCGACUCGGUGCCCCACUCGUGGCGCUCGAGGGUCUUCGAACUGUAUAAAAUUGAUAGUGCCGUUCGACACUUCCUCGGCCAAUGCAUGGGGGAUUGGAGAACGAUCCUGACUCUGGACGGUCGGCGGAUGACGGAUGACGGAUGGGGAUGA
Hyposmocoma kahamanoa is the source of this 363-nucleotide messenger RNA. RefSeq lists its product as uncharacterized. NCBI's taxonomy places the organism in Eukaryota, Metazoa, Arthropoda, Insecta, Lepidoptera, Cosmopterigidae. The transcript has a single exon. Bases 1 to 363 code for a protein of 120 amino acids. The record is from RefSeq and is a predicted model, not a curated record.